Messenger RNA from Blepharisma stoltei, 654 nucleotides. The record is from the annotation of a GenBank genome assembly. Lineage: Eukaryota; Ciliophora; Heterotrichea; Heterotrichida; Blepharismidae.
AUGAACCCAUACCCAGAACACUCUCAUAGAAGCACAGGCUCAGAAUCAAAUUUAAAUAAUUUAGCAAGGCCUGGGAAAUCUACGUCAAAUUUGUCAAGUGAGCCAAGAUCUCCUGCAAAGAAAUUAUCAGCUAUCCCACAUGAGCAACCAUUAAUAGAAGAAAAGCCUGCUCAGCUCGCAACACCUGAGCUUGGAUUUAUUUUUAGCCCUAUGCGCGAUGGAGUCAAGCCAUACCAUUUAGAUGGCGACACUUCUAUGUAUACAGAAACAGCAAUUGCAAGAAGGCUUGGCUUAAAGUCUGACGCAAUUGUAGCAGACAGCAUUAAUGAUUUUAUGAAUUUAUAUCAAAUGGAUUCAACUGGUAGCAUCAAUAAGCGAGAAUUUGAAAGAAUUUACAAUAAAUUGUGCGGAGUACUUAGACCUGGCCUUGAUCCUAUUGAAAAAAAGAAAUUGCUUGAUGAAGACUGGAAAAAAGAUGCAAAAGGACAAGAUAAAAUGACGAGGGAGGCGCUAUUUGACGCGCUUUUCGAGAUGUGCGAUAUAUGGUGUCCGAAUAUUGAUCCGAAUGAGUAUAAGGAGUUUUUUGAUCAAAUUAAAUUUAGGAUCAGGUAUGAAGGGCAUAGAGAUCAGGGUGCUUAUGAUAUAUUAAAAUAA